This is a messenger RNA of Microstroma glucosiphilum, 1677 nucleotides long. RefSeq lists its product as hypothetical. The transcript has a single exon. The annotation marks the transcript as partial. Lineage: Eukaryota; Fungi; Basidiomycota; Exobasidiomycetes; Microstromatales; Microstromataceae. The record is from RefSeq and is a predicted model, not a curated record.
AUGGCCACGAGGAAAGGUCCCACGCAAUCCACUACACCAGCUUCUCAACCUGCUCGUGAGGUUAACGAAUCAAGUACCUCGGCGUCACAGGCCGCUGAGUUAGACGAGGUUGCGCCUGCCCUAGUUCCACAGUCGAGACGGGUCGUUGGUCUACCACCCGAAAUCGAGCGCACCUUCAACCCAGAGGCUCCACUCCGCAAAGAAAGGAAGAGUAAGGCAUCCAAGGCUUCCCAGAUGGCAAGUCAACAGCAUCCUUCCUCCGGCGGAAGUCGAGACGACGCAGAAGGCACCCCAAAUCCCCCUCUUCCAGCAAUGUCCGCGGCUCAACUCGCGCAACUUCAGCAAUACUUCGAGCAUCAGAUGGAAGCUCGUCUCGAGAGUCAGAGACAAGAGACUCGAAGACUCUUUCAGGAGCAGAUGAACUCGCAGGAUGUCUCAGCUGAGCGCCGUAACCUCACAAACCUUCUGUGGCAGGGCACCGACGAAGCGAAACAAAGUCGCAGACGUUUUCUGAUCUCAAAGGGCUUCACCCCCGCACAGGCAGACCGCGAGAUUCUGGAACCCAUCACCACUAGUGCUCCGACCAUGGUCGUCAACCAACCUAAUCGUCGAGUUGAGUGGAAGGCGAAGGAAAUUGGUCUUUUCGACGGCAAGCCCGAGAAUCUCGAUCAGUGGAUCUGUCGAGUCCAAGGUUUCUAUAACCAAAAGGUAGACCCCGCCUGGAGGGAGCCUCUUGUGGAAGCCCUCCCUAAGUGCAUGACAGGGUACGCAGACUCCUGGCUCAACAUGCAAAGCACUGCUUUCCGAAUGGACAAUCUCUCUACGUUCGAAGGAUGGGUGAAGACUUUACGCACAGCUUUCCGAGGAGACUUUGCUAGAAAGCAGAUGGAGGCCCACAUGCGUGCCUGGCAAUACCGCGACGAACCGUCUUUGGGAUACUUCCUAGACAAGACACGCCGCAUGAGCGCCGUGUACUCCGACAGAGAAAUUGAUUCGUUCCUCACAGACGUUUGGCUCGGACUGCCUGACGACUUCAAGCCUAUGAUUCGCGCUCACAUCACGAAGCCUCUACGAGCUACCACUAUGAUGGAUGAGCUUCAGAUGUUCGAACAUGCGUGGCGUGCUCAGGAUCCAAAGAAUCGAUCUCUCAGGGUCACACCAACGAUGAAUCCAACACAAGAAGUGACGGUCUCAGCUCCGUCCACUAGAAGCGUCGACGUCUCGGUCUCUCCCACCAAGACUCGCGACUCGCCUUCUCUUGUUCAGCGUCAGCGAGAGUCUCUCAAAGCUACUUUCAACCCUGCCAACCUCUUCAAUGAAAACGGCAAACUCAAGUACCGACGCCCUGACGGCGUUGUCAUUACCAGAGACCGACCUUGCUCCACUUGCGGAGGACAACACUUCGACUUUGCGCACGAUCAUGUAGUUGGCGUCAAACAAGAGGUCAAUCUCAUCGACCUUUUCUACGGCGGUUAUCCCAUCGAUCAAUCCUCUUCUGGAGCGCCCUUUGUUGAGGCAGGCUCGCCUGUCACAGUCAGCGACUCGUCCUCCGUCACGACUCGACUAAGUUCUACUUCACCGGAGCGACAGGUCAGCGUCUCCACCAGUGGAAGUUCUGCUGCAACCGCCAUCGACGUCGAGAAGUCGCUUUUAAACUGGCUCUUGUCUCUUGGGGCU